CCUCUCGGUUUAGGCAAUUGAUGGUUGACUUUCUCCCUCACUCAACUCACGGGUUGGACGGCUUAAUCACGCUUAACCAACUUGCUUAAUUCAACAUUGAGGUGCGCCCUAAAUUAACCUAGUUAGGUGGCUUAAAAAAGCUAAAGGAAAACCAACUCGAUUGAGUCUCCCUUGGAUGGGGGAAUUUCCUCUCUUAUAUAGGUUAAAGUGGCUAAUUAGAUUGGUAAGCACCAACAUGCACAAACCUAAGGAUGCUAAGCACAAUUAUGCACAAUCCUUAGGUUGCUAAGCACCAACAUGCACAAAUCUAAGGAUGCUAAGCACAAAACAUGCACAACCCUUAGAUUGCUAAGCACAAGCAUGCACAAUCAAUAUGAAUAAUACCUCAAUCAUUGAAUUAGACAAUAACCAAUGACAAUCAUUCAAUUCACAUAAAAGAAACUACAUGGUAGCUAGUUAGGGUUUCACAACACCCAAGUGAAGAGAAAUCUACUCAAUGCUAGAGAUGAGACAAACACAAGGAGAAGAUGUAGAAACCAUCUUGAAGGAGGCUUCGAAUCUUCUAGACACUUGUGCUCAACUUCUCUUGAGGAGAGUCUUCCCAAAUUCCACUUCUAAUCUCCCUAGCCUCCUUAUCCUUUGGUUCGUCUUUCUCUCUCUAAAAAUCUGAAGAAGGCUUUCUCACACAAUGGGCUCUCCCUUCUCUCUUCCUUUCAGCUCAGCUUUGAAACAGUGAACGAUCUCAGUUCACAGCCUUGAACUCCAAAGUGCGUCCGUGAACUGAAGAUGGGCGUCGAAAUGGACCGUUUUGCUUCCACGUCUUCACGGCCAACAACUCCUGUUCACGGUCUUAGCGACCGUGAACUCAAUUAGCGUCAUUAACUUGCAUUUUGGCUCUAGACGCCUCAAACUUCACGGCCAACGGCUCUUCUUCACGUUCAUACAACAUCGUGAAUAGCCAAGGAAAACCGUUAACUAUCCGUGUUUCACCUCUUCUCCCGGUUUUUGCUCCUUUUCGUCCAACUUUCGACUUUGGGGCUGGUUUCACCUAUUAAAUCCUGAAAUACGCUAAAACACGAGAAACCUAGCGCAAAACCACCAUUUUAGGAGCACAAUUGCCACAAAUUACUAAGGAAAACGGGGGCAAAACAUGUACAAUUAUGCCCAAAUCAGGAUUUAAACCUCAUUUAUGGACAAAGAAUCAUGCAAGCUUGUCAUGAAAAGAAAGGGGACUAGACUACGAGCGUCUGGGAUCAAACGACGACUAAUUCAGAGUCCGGACGAGGGAGAAACAAAGCAUCAAAUAUAGUAGAACAUGUUCGGAGGAAGAAACACGGGCAGGAGAAACAUGGCCAUGUUUUUCCCUCCCGUGCCAAUGUUUUAUUGCCGAGAAGAAACACGGGCAGGGCAGAAACACGACCGUGUUUCUGCACCCUACUCGGGUGUAAGUCCUUUGUCUGCGAUUUUUGAGAGAGAGAGCUGGGUUUUUGGAUCCCAAACACCCAAGGGACGACCAUGGAGUGAGAGAGAGCAACUUGGGUACAUUCUUGGAGCUAUUUUGGAGGAUUUCUUUGCCAUUGGAGCUCGGGAAUCAAGCUUGGAGAUGGAAAUUGAAGAUCUAGAUCAGAUUUCGGCAUUCUCCCUCUUCUCUAUGGAGUAAUUUCCUUUCACUUAGGUUUUGAGGAACCCUUGUUCCAUGUGUUAGGAUCUUUCUUGUAUGAACUUUUGGGUGCUAUAUCGUUUGAUUUUAAUCAAUUAAGGCAUGAUUUGUUGAGUCAAUUGGAUCUUGAUCAUAUUAUUUUGAUUUUUGCUUUAUCCUAUGAUAGAUAGAAUCUAAUUAGGUUAAGAGAGCUUCCUUGAUUGAUAGUAGUGAACUGAUUGUGCGAGAGUCAAUAAAUUAACUCCUUUGUACUGGAAUUCGUUCCAAGUAGUGGAGAUCUGUGUGAAUCGCCUUAGAAUCCAACUCGAUGAAGGCUAGUCGCCUGCCGGAUAAUCUGUCUAGGAGGGUUUGGUCAGCUUAAGAGAUUCCAUGCUACUUUCGGAUCUUCCGCAGUCUAAUCAACAGUAAAACAACCAAAGGAAAUUACAACGUGGGCCUAAAUGUGGAGCUAGGGGGAAUCAUACCUAAGUGAGUUCCCAACCUGUAAUUAGUAGAGUAGUUAGUAGAGUAGUUUAGUAAAUCAAUCCUUAAUCUAUUUUGCUAGAUAAUGAAUUGAAGCUGGGUAAUAGUAAAUCUAGAGACCCGUGGAUUUGAUAUUUAUUACUUGUGUCACUAUAAUGCAACCCCUUUCAUUGGUUACUCUUGGCCAUUGUAAGGAGUUGUGUUUUAGCGAGUCAAGUUUUUCGUGCCGUUGCCGGGGACUUUCUAGAUUAUUAGGAAAGGUAGAAGUUUGUUACUUUAGCGUUUUUCUUUUCCUUUCCACCCUUGCUUUUCACUUGGGUGUUUUGUUUUUGUUGGUGCAGAUUUGAAACAUGGAUCCUCAUGGCUUCUCCAACCAUUGGGGGUAUUAACCACCAUCCGGUUGGUAUUACCCCGAGAUUUCCUGGAGCAAUCAAGGAGUAGAAGACUAUGGAUUCGGGUUUCAAUACCAACCACUCUUCUAUGAAGAACAAUUAGACCCUUGGUCAUUUCAAGAACAAUCUCCUUAUCAAGAAGAAUUCCUCCCUCAGCCAGAUCCAAACUAUCACUUGAGGCUUCUCGUAGAGCAGAUUGAUCAAGUACUUUAGAGAUCAUUUCCAAAGAUGGAUAUCUCGGUGUCUCGCAGAAAACUACACCACAAAUUAAUCCCAACAAGAGCCCAAGUUUUUAAACUCUAGCCGGGGGCAGUAUAAGGCAAGUAUUUAAAUUGUCAACCCAGGCCGGUCCAUGUACCCCUACUUCAAUCGCUUAAUGAUAGACCAUUAAUUACACAUGUUUUCACCCCUGUUCUUACACCGUUUGAGAUGUGGUUUCUCGUGUUUUAGACCGAUUUCACGCUAGGUUGUGCUUGUUUGUGAUAUUUCAGGUCCUAGCAAGUGAAUGAAGUUUAGGAGCGAGUUCGGGGUCGAUUGGGCGAAGAUCGGGCGCGAGACAAGUCACAAAGGAGGUCACACGGGCACACCCACAACUCACACGGCCGUGCAAGUGACCACUUUGGCCGUGUGAGAUUGUGCGAGAGCAAACACGGCUUGUCCUGAUGUUCACACGGCCGUGUGAAGGAGUGGUUUGGCCGUGCGGGUUUCGCCGAGAGCAAACACGGGCAGAUGGAAAUCUCACACGGCCGUGCGACCCUGGUCGUGUGAGAAGCCUGAAGAUCGAACUAAUUGGAACGCAGCGUUUUGACUCACACGGGCAACUGGGUAAGCCACACGGCCGUGCAACCCUGGCCGUGUGAGUCGGGAUUUUCUGCUUUUAAGCAGAUUUUCAGCCACAAGUCAAGGGGAUUCGAGUUUUUGAGAGAGAGAACGAUUCCUAGAGAGAGAAAGCGACGGACAAGAGUCUCCAAGUGCCCUAGAUUGAUCUUCAACACCAUUGGAGGCCAGUUUGAGCUUGGAGAAGUGCCGAUCAACGUCCAGAAGCAGGAAUCCAUCCUUCACAGUAUGAAUUCCGCGUCUGAUUCUGCUUUUGUUUUUUUCUCCUUGGAGUAGUUCUCCCAUUCAUCUGGGUAUGGAGAACCCUAGAUUUGUAUGUUAGGCUUUGAUUGUAUGAACCCAAGUACUGAUUCUAUGAUUGAUUAUAUUCGAUUGAGGGUUGAAUGAUUGAAUGACUUGAAUCCUGAUCAAAUUCCUGUUGUUUCUGCUUUAACCUAGAAUGAGAAUAUCUGCAUAGGUUGAUAGAGCAUCCUUGAUUGAAGGUAGGGAGUUGGUGACUUUAUUCGAGGAGCCAACUCACUAUUCUGUACCUGAUUUACUCUGGUAGUGGAGGUUUUGUUUGUUAAGGCCUCAAUCUGUUUACUCCGGUGGAGGUUAGUCGCCCGCUAGAGACUCAGAUUGAGAGGGUCUGAAGAACUUUAGUCGAGACUUCGGGCUGUUUAAGAACCUUCCGCAGUAUAACUAUCAUAGAAACUGAACUUGGUAAUAACAAUCCGGCUUAACUGCAGUCUAGGGGGAACCAUGUCCGGGUGACCUCUCUUAACUUGAAUACAACCGUUUGUUUGCUUUGUUUGUUUGGUAGUUUAGACUUGCAUUCCAGUUUCAUUGCUAGAUAACAAGAAUUCACUGAGUAGUCAUCAAAUCUAGGACCCGGGUUGAUAAUUAAACCUAAACCCGCUAUACUACGCUUUAGGAAGUGGUUUUACUUGGCCAAUUCCUAGGGUGACAGUAGAAGUGAGUCAAGUUUUUGGCGCCGCUGCCGGGGACGGCUAGGUUGUUGAAGAAAAGUAAUUUCUGUUA
Molecule: messenger RNA, 4371 nt
Organism: Linum trigynum
Lineage: Eukaryota; Viridiplantae; Streptophyta; Magnoliopsida; Malpighiales; Linaceae
Source: the annotation of a GenBank genome assembly